Perognathus longimembris pacificus (Pacific pocket mouse) is the source of this 2297-nucleotide messenger RNA. RefSeq names its product general transcription factor IIH subunit 2 (gene Gtf2h2). The transcript is spliced from 14 exons. NCBI's taxonomy places the organism in Eukaryota, Metazoa, Chordata, Mammalia, Rodentia, Heteromyidae. Bases 28 to 1221 code for a protein of 397 amino acids. Gene Ontology annotation, biological process: DNA-templated transcription; regulation of transcription by RNA polymerase II; nucleotide-excision repair. Gene Ontology annotation, molecular function: zinc ion binding. Gene Ontology annotation, cellular component: transcription factor TFIIH core complex; transcription factor TFIIH holo complex. The record is from RefSeq and is a predicted model, not a curated record.
UGUUGCAUAGUAUAUACCUUUUAAACCAUGGACGAAGAACCUGAGAGAGCAAAGCGAUGGGAAGGAGGCUACGAGAGAACAUGGGAAAUUCUUAAAGAAGAUGAAACUGGCUCUCUUAAAGCCACAAUAGAAGAUAUUCUCUUUAAGGCAAAGAGGAAAAGAGUAUUUGAGCACCAUGGACAGGUUCGACUCGGAAUGAUGCGCCACCUUUACGUGGUAGUGGAUGGAUCAAGAACAAUGGAAGACCAAGAUUUAAAGCCUAACAGACUGACAUGUACUUUAAAGUUACUGGAAUACUUCGUAGAAGAAUAUUUUGACCAAAAUCCAAUCAGUCAGAUUGGAAUAAUUGUGACCAAGAGUAAAAGAGCUGAAAAACUGACUGAACUCUCAGGAAACCCAAGGAAGCACAUAACAUCUCUGAAGAAAGCUGUGGAUAUGACCUGCCAUGGAGAGCCAUCGCUCUAUAAUUCCUUAAGCAUGGCUAUGCAGACUCUGAAACACAUGCCUGGACAUACAAGUAGAGAAGUCCUAGUCAUCUUUAGCAGCCUCACGACUUGUGAUCCGUCUAACAUUUAUGAUCUAAUCAAGACCAUCAAGGCAGCUAAAAUUAGAGUGUCUGUCAUUGGAUUGUCUGCAGAGGUUCGGGUUUGCACCGUUCUUGCUCGUGAAACUGGCGGUACAUACCAUGUUAUUUUAGAUGAAAGCCAUUAUAAAGAACUGCUAACACAUCAUGUUAGUCCUCCUCCUGCCAGCUCAAGUUCUGAAUGCUCACUAAUUCGUAUGGGAUUUCCUCAACACACCAUUGCUUCUUUGUCUGAUCAAGAUGCAAAACCUUCUUUCAGCAUGGCGCAUUUGGAUAACAGCACUGAGCCUGGGCUUACAUUAGGAGGCUAUUUCUGCCCACAGUGUCGGGCAAAAUACAGUGAGCUUCCAGUUGAAUGUAAAAUAUGUGGUCUCACUUUGGUGUCUGCUCCCCAUUUGGCACGGUCUUAUCACCAUUUAUUUCCUUUGGAUGCUUUUCAAGAAAUUCCUCUAGAAGAAUAUAAAGGAGAAAGGUGUAUGUUUGUGCUGUAUGCCAAAAUGUUUUCUGUGUGGACUGUGACGUGUUUGUUCAUGAGUCUCUGCACUGCUGUCCCGGCUGUAUUCAUAAGAUUCCAACUUCUUCAGGUAUUUGAUCCCCACGUGUGGGUUAAGAAGAAACAUGCACCUGUACAUAAAUGACUCUUUAAAUUGAUUCUCCAAUUAAGUUGGGAAGAACCAUUUGAGAGGAAAAUACGAUUUACACUUUUUCAAUCAAGAAAAUACGGUAUUUUUUUAUUUGUGUACUGUCACAGAAAUGCUUAGAACCCAGCUAAUUUUAAGUCAUAAUGGUUUUGGUCAUUAGGCAUUAUGAUGUAUAAAUUACUAAAAAUGAUGAAAUAGAUAUGGUAAUCUCAUGGCUUUAUAAUUGGAAUAAAUGCAGAAUAUGAUUUUUUAAUGUGUUGAUUUAGUAAAAAUUAAGGACAUUUAGGAAAAAUUAAGUGUAGAUUAAAGUUUAGUGUAAAGUGGAAGUUACCCCAUAGUUAUGAAUACAUAUGAAUACAUACACAUAUGAAAGGUUAUACUGCUACAUUUAACUAAAUAUUUGGAAUCCAGAAAAUUAAUACAUCUGGAAUUAUUGGCAGUGACCCACAGGGAUCUUUUAGGUUAAACGUGAAACACACGAUACUGUGGCCACACCAGUGUAUUCAAAGGCAGGUCUGUUUCUGGCAACAGAGCUUGAGAGCUAACUGAAUCUCAGAUCCAGAUGCAAUGAGGGCAAAAGUCUUAUUUAAGUCUUGCACUCUUGUAUGCUCAGCUUAUAGCUUAAAAUAUUUUACUUGCGGGGUUAUAUCUGAUUCCAGCAUUUUGUUGUUAUUUGGUAUCUGAGACUUGUGAAGGUAAUGUAGUCUCUGUCCUUGUUAGCCUUGCUUAAUUUCAGCUCCGGGGAUUAUUUCAUUUUCUCUUUCCAACUUUCCAACCCUGAAUCAUCAAAGAAACUUAGGUGAGAAUGUAUGAUGAAGUCUGUGUUUUAGGUUCAGUGCAGAUGUCUCAUAAUUGGCAGGACGCCUUUCCAGGCAUACCCUAUUGAGUGAAUAAAGCUUCCAUAGCAAAGGUAUGUGUAUUUUAUAUCUGUAAACUUGAGUCACUCUAGAUUGAGUUCCAUGUGAAUUGUGAUUUUAUAAAUAAGAAUGCUUGCCAAUGGUGGUGCAUGACUAAUCCUAGCUACUCAGGAGGCUGAAAUCUGAGGAUUGCAGUUCGAAGCCUGCCAGGGCAGG